Parnassius apollo (apollo) is the source of this 1326-nucleotide messenger RNA. NCBI's taxonomy places the organism in Eukaryota, Metazoa, Arthropoda, Insecta, Lepidoptera, Papilionidae. The record is from the annotation of a GenBank genome assembly.
AUGGCAUUCGUAGGUAAAGCAAGGGAAGGCAGGCAAUCUUCGACAGACGGCAGUGAGAUGCAGGCGCGGCUGCUCUAUGUGGUGGCUCUCUGUGCGGCGGCGGCGCACGCUGCACGACUUCUCGCUGUGCUGCCCACUAACACCAGAAGUCACUAUGCUAUGUACGGUCGCCUCAUUGAAGCACUGGCUAAGAGACAACAUCACGUAACAGUUAUGACCCAUUUUACUAAGAAAAAUCCGCUACCAAAUAUAGAAGAGAUAAACCUAGCAGGAACAAUACCAGAAAUCACUAAUAACUUAACGAAUCAGCACAACUCCUUAAGGCCGGAAUUCAUUCACAACUUGGAACAGAUUAUGAAGGAAUGUGUUCAGGCUUGUGAAAUAGUAUCACAGUUGCCUGCUGUGAAAGCUCUAAUAAAUUCUACGGCCACUUUCGACUUGGUCAUUGUUGAAGUGUUUGGAAGCGAGUGCUUCCUUCCUUUCGGUAGAAGGUUUCAAGCUCCCGUAGUCGGUCUUCUUUCAAGCGUGCCUCUACCUUGGGUCAAUGAACAGCUGGGAAAUCCGGAAGCAACUGCCUACGUACCAGCUUAUAUGAUGGCUUACGGACAACAUAUGUCUCUUUGGGAAAGAUUAGUCAACACGAUAGCUGUUUUGUGGGCUAAGGUUAUGUACAAGUACAAAUCACAAAAUCCUUCACAGGUGAUAGCAGAUCGUCUGUUUGGUCCGGGACCAAAGCUGGAGACGUUAGCUCGGAACUAUAGCCUGGUGUUGUCAAAUAGCCAUUUUAGUAUAAACGAAGUGCGACCAUUAGUUCCGGCUUUUGUUGAAGUUGGUGGGCUGCAUUUGGAUAAUUCGCAAACGUUGCCCGAGGAGUUGAAGUCUCUAUUGGACGAGUCUUAUGAUGGCGUAAUAUACUGGAGUUUUGGCUCUAUGUCGAGAAUAGAAACAAUCACGAGCGAGAAGCUGGUGCAGAUAUUUGAGGUGAUAUCGGAACUAUCGCAGACAGUGCUGGUGAAAAUGGACAGGAGGAUGCUUGCUAGAAACCUCACAGUUCCAGAUAAUGUGUACACGAUGGACUGGAUUCCGCAGUACAAAACACUUUGUCACCCAAAUAUUAAAGUAUUCAUAUCACACGGAGGUCUACUCGGAACCCAAGAGGCAGUUGCAUGCGGGGUGCCCAUGCUAACCGUUCCUCUAUACGCUGACCAGGCUCUCAAUGGUCGAGCCAUGCAAGACCGCGGAGUUGCCCGCACCAUCACACUCAAGGAAACUAACAAAGAAACAUGGAGGGACGCCCUACACGACUUACUUACGAAUCCUAAGUGA